Molecule: messenger RNA, 1332 nt
Organism: Aedes albopictus (Asian tiger mosquito)
Lineage: Eukaryota; Metazoa; Arthropoda; Insecta; Diptera; Culicidae
Product: fibrinogen-like protein 1
Exons: 2
Coding region: 1-1332 (443 amino acids)
Source: RefSeq, a predicted model, not a curated record
AUGAUGAAGUCUCGGAUUGUUGUGCUAGUUUUGAUUGGUGCUACCAUGAUCGGAACCGUUUCCGGACGAAGAAAAAUCCAAUGUCGGCUGUUUCAACCGGGAGUGGAUUCGACCACAGCUGUGACCCCCGUUGCUGGUCAACAAUUUCUCAAUAGUACGGACUUUGAGACGAUUAUGAUGAAGCUGGACGCGCUGGAUCUGCGGAUGGUGAAGGCGGAGUUCGCCCUGUUGAACACGGUGCAGACGAUCGCUGCCGAUAUAGAGAACUUGGGCCAGGUUGUGGAGAAGCUGGCCUGGGUAGCGAGCCAAACCGAGUUGUCCAGCAGCUUUGUGGAGCAUCAUGUGAAGGCGAUCGAGUUCAAUUUGACAAUGCUGCAGAAGGACGUUCGGGAUUUGUUGAACGUUCAACAGCGGCUGCCAACGAGGACGUACAUUGAAAAUGCGCUGGUAAAGCUGAGGUUCCAUCAGCAACAACAGCAGGCUGAGGGAGAAAAUGAGAAUCCGGAGCCGCUGACGAAAAUGGUGGAGAAUAUGAUGAUGGACGACCAUAUGUACGAGUACUGUGAUCAGCUGCCGGAGACUAAGGAGUCCGGGGUGUACAUGGUUAUGCCGGAUGGGGAUUUCCGGGAACCGAUGAAAGUGUUCUGCAAUCAGACUUAUUUGGAUGGUGGAUGGACAGUGAUACAGCGCCGGUUCAACGGUACAGUUAACUUUUACCGAGAUUACAAUGAGUAUGUGCGAGGGUUUGGGAAGCUGGAUGGUGGGGAGUUUUGGCUGGGUUUGGAAAGAAUUCAUCGGCUGACGUAUUCGGCUCCACAUGAGUUGGCCGUGGUUCUGGAGGACUGGGAGGAUGAAAGUCGAUAUGCGCUGUACGAGAACUUUGAAAUUGCCGGGGAAUUUGAGCACUAUAAGGUGACAAAAUUGGAUGGUUACAAAGGAGAUGCCGGUGAUUCGAUGAACUACACAUUGAAUGCCAGGUUUACCACUUUUGACCAGGAUCAUGACACCAACGAGAAGCAUAACUGCGCCGUCAAGUAUCACGGAGCGUGGUGGUACAAAGCUUGCCACUCUAGCAAUUUGAAUGGAAAAUACCUCCGCGGCAAGACGACUGAAUUUGGAUCCGGCAUGAACUGGGACACGUUCCAUGGCAUGAGUUACGCCUUGAAGUCCUCGACCAUCAUGAUUCGCAGACGGCUGGAUUUGAUUCCAGUGGGAGCAAUUCAGGAAAUUUACUUGUACGAGGAUAGGACACGGCAUAAGGUGUCCCAGGAAGGAUUAGCUGAAUCGUUGGAUAAUGCCAUCAAUAACGAGGAAGUAUCGGUACCGGAGUGA